Trichoderma aggressivum f. europaeum is the source of this 1272-nucleotide messenger RNA. RefSeq lists its product as uncharacterized. The record is from RefSeq and is a predicted model, not a curated record. Gene Ontology annotation, molecular function: translation initiation factor activity; GDP-dissociation inhibitor activity; eukaryotic initiation factor eIF2 binding. Gene Ontology annotation, biological process: formation of translation preinitiation complex; translational initiation; formation of cytoplasmic translation initiation complex. The coding region runs from base 1 to 1272 and encodes 423 amino acids. The transcript is spliced from 2 exons. NCBI's taxonomy places the organism in Eukaryota, Fungi, Ascomycota, Sordariomycetes, Hypocreales, Hypocreaceae. Gene Ontology annotation, cellular component: cytosol.
AUGGCUCUCGUCAACGUUCGUCGCGAUGUCAGCGAUGCCUUCUACCGCUACAAGAUGGAGCGCAUCCAGACCAAGAUUGAAGGCAAGGGUAACGGUAUCAAGACCGUUGUCGUCAACUUGUCCAGCGUCGCCCAGUCUCUUGCCCGCCCUGGCUCCUAUGUCAUCAAGUACUUUGGUUUCGAGCUGGGAGCUCAGACCAACAUCGACCCCAAGGACGACCGUUGGAUCAUCAACGGCGCCCACGACGCCGCAAAGCUGCAGGACCACCUCGAUGGCUUCAUCAACAAGUUUGUUCUCUGCAAAAAGUGCAAGAACCCUGAGACCGACGUCGUCAUCAAGGACGACCACAUCGUGCUCGAUUGCAAGGCCUGCGGUCAACGCACCGACGUUGAUCUCCGCCUGAAGCUCAGUGGAUUCAUCCUCAAGAACCAGCCCAAGAAGGGAAAGAAGGACAAGGCCGAGCGCCGUGCCGCCAAGAAGGCAAAGCAGAACGGCCAUGGCAAGGAGAACGGCCAGGGCAGUGGCGAAGAUGGCUCCGAGAAUGGCUCCAACGACGCCGCCGAGAACGGCGACGUCAGCGAUGACGAGUUCCAAAAGGUGCAGGCCGAGGCAAUCACUGCCGCUACCAGUGCCGAAGUCGAGGUUAAGGACGACGAGUGGGCUGUCGACAUGAGCGCCGAGGCCGUCAAGGCCCGCCAGGCACAGCUCCCCGGCGAGCUCAAGCAGAAGCUCAACAUUGGCGACGACGAGGAUGAGGACGGCGAGGGCGGUGGCAACACCGUCUACGACGAGCUCGGCAACUGGAUCGCCGAGCAGGCUGAAGAAAAGGGCGGCAUUGACAAGGUCGAUUCCAUCAACAUCUACGUCAAGGCCAAGGAGCUUGGUAUCGAGGCCAAGCACCGAACUGUCCUGGUUCUGGUGCAGACCGUCUUUGACAAGAACAUUGUUGCCCAGAUUCCCAAGCGCGCCAGCAUGCUCAAGCAGUUUGUCACUUCCGAGAAGCAUGAAAAGGCCCUGCUCGGUGGUACCGAGCGCCUGAUUGGCGGCCUCAGCAAGGAGAACCCUGAUAUCAUCCAGCAGGUCGUCAAGAUCCUGCAGCUGUACUACCACCACGACCUCAUCACCGAGGAGGUGGUCGUGCCCUGGGGCUCCAAGGCCAGCAAGAAGUACGUCGACGUCUCUACCUCUCGCAAGGUCCGCAAGGCUGCCGAGCCCUUUAUCACCUGGCUCCAGGAGGCUUCUGAGGAGGAAUCCUCGGAAGAGGACGAGUAA